UCUUCUAUAUGCUGGAAGCUUUCUUGGUUCCUUCUGUGAAUUUGUAUGCAUCUUACUUGUAAUGAUGCGGCCUUCUUAACAUAUUCCCUUUUAUCUCUCGAUCAAAAAAAUCUGCGACCACUUGCUCUCCUCACCCACAUGUGGUAUAAAGAAAUUUUACUGGCUAAUAAAGAGUUUCUCGCCAAUCUCUAUGUAAGAAUAUAAAUUAAUCCACAAGAAUCUCAAGUUUGACUUAUGGAAACAAUGAUAUGAGAGUCUCCAUCAGUCCAUCUUCAUUUUUACUCCAUUACAUACAUUUCUUUGUUGCUUCAGAUUCCUGAAGAAGAUGAGGUUAUAAGGAAAGAAAAAGGAGGAGAAGAAGAAAACAAAGAAUGAUGGAAACAGGGAGUGGAAGUGGUGGUGGCUCGAUGGACCUUGUUCGCUUCACUGCACAAGUUCUCCGGGGCAGAUGGUUCAUGCUUUUUGCCUCCGUCCUCCUAAUGGGUUGUGCUGGUGGGACUUAUGUUUUCGGAAUCUACUCCAAAGCAAUUAAGAGAACUCUCGGGUACGAUCAGACGACACUUAACUUGAUUGGUUUCUUCAAAGACCUUGGAACUACUGUUGGGAUUUUCUCUGGGCUUAUAGCUGAAGUGACUCCAAACUGGUUUGUUCUACUUGUUGGUGCAUCUUUGAACUUUGUUGGAUACUUCAUGGUGUGGAUUAGUGUAAGUGGCCGUAUUUCGAAACCCCACAUUUGGCAGAUGUGCCUCUAUAUCUGCAUUGGUGCUAAUUCUCAGAAUUUUACCCUCACAAGUGUUAUGGUCACCUCUGUAAAGAACUUUCCAGGCAACCGAGGAACACUAUUGGGUCUUCUAAAGGGAUUCACUGGCCUAAGUGGAGCCGUCAUGACGCAACUUUACCUGGCCAUCUAUGGUAACAACUCUACGUCUCUAAUCCUCUUCAUUGCAUGGUUUCCUGCUGUUAUAUCUAUCUUCUUUGUCUAUGCAAUCCGUUUGAUUAAAGUCGUUGGGCAGUCGAAUGUCGAAGGGAGAGUUAUUUACAAGUAUCUCAUGAUAUCUGCUGUGCUAGCUCUAUUUAUAAUGGGUAUAACCAUAACUCAGAAACAAAAAACCUUCUCCCAUGCCGAAUAUGUUGUAACUUCAACUGUUGUGUGUAUCUUACUCUUCAUUCCUCUAGCUGUAUCAGUUAAAGAAGAGCUUGUACUCUGGAAUCUAAUGAAACAAAACUUUAUGCCACCAAAUAUUUUAACUAUUGAAACCCCAUCUCUUGUGGACCCGAUUCCUCUUUCAUUGACUACGAGACAAUCAGCAAGAGAAGAGAACCCAAAACCAACAGUUUCAUGCUUUUCAGACGUUUUCAAUCCCCCGGAGAGGGGAGAAGAUUAUACCAUUUUGCAGGCAGUACUGAGCAUUGACAUGUUAUUGCUCAUUAUCGGUUCAUUCUGUGGACUCGGUACUAGUCUCACAGCGAUAGACAAUUUGGGGCAAAUUGGUGAAUCUCUUGGCUACCCAACACUUACUAUAAGCACUUUUAUAUCGCUCAUGAGUAUUUGGAACUAUUUCGGAAGAGUUUGUGUUGGUUUGAUCUCUGAAAUCCUCCUUACGAAAUGGAGAUUUCCCAGAACUCUAGUGACGACAAUUGUCCUUCUUGUUUCUUGUAUUGGUCAUAUUCUUAUCGCCUUUCCAAUGCCUGGUUCUAUCUACCUUGCUUCAGUGAUCAUUGGCUUUUGUUAUGGUGCACAAGUAACACUAAUCUACACAGUCUUAUCUGAGCUCUUUGGGCUCAAAUAUUACUCGACAUUGUAUAACUGUGGGACGCUAGCAAUGCCUCUUGGUUCUUAUGUGUUCAACGUAAGAGUUGCGGGGUUCCUUUACGACAGAGAGGCUUUGAAGCAAUUGGAGGUUAUGGGACUUGGUAGGGAUUCAGUGAAGGAAUUGACAUGUAUUGGAAAACAAUGUUACAGGUUAUGUUUUAUUAUAUUAACAGCAGCAACAUUUGUUGGAGCUGUUAGUUCCUUCGUUUUGUUUAUUAGGACAAGAAAAUUCUACCAAGGAGAUAUUUAUAAAAAGUUUAGACAGGAGACAACCCUGGCCAACACACAAGUCGAAGCUUCCGAACUGGUUUCACCAAUGGAUUCUGAUAUCAAACGAAAGGUAUCGGGUAUGUGAGCAACGGGCAUCCGAUUCCGGCCAACAGUUCUCUCAUCAUUUUAUGUUUUCUAAUUAAUUGUGAGUUAAAGUUGGAUAUCUUAAGUGUAACUCCAUCUGUAUACUCCACUGACUCUAGACUCUAGAGAGUGGUCUCACGAGAACCAAAGGUAAAUAAUCCCUUGUGAUUGUUAUACUGUUCUAUUACUGCAUUCUUGUGCAGUACAUGUUUUUUUUUUCUUUUGCAGAGUAAAAUGCAUAUUAGAGUGCAGAAUUUUAGAACUUUAUUUAACCAAAGGUUAGGUCGGACCACCACUAGUGCAUGCGAUUUUCUUUCUCUUUUUCAUACAAGGCAGAGAAUCUGGUGGUCAUUAGAAUAGAUAUAAAAAAGAUAUGGUGGUAAUGGUCCUAAAGGAGAAUCGUGAUAGGGAGAUAAAGAGAAGGUGGUGCGUGGUGGUGAGCAAAAAGAUUCAGCACGCGGUUAUAAAGAGUGUGUUUGAUGCAGAUGUUUCGAGGAAAGUAUACCUACAAAUAAAAUCUUCCUUUUUUGUGAAGGUCCCAUAUAAAACAAUUCACAAUUGAAAUUGAGAUCGAUAUAUGGUAAUGUUUGCUAUUUCGAAUUGCGUUCAUUUUUUUUUUGGUAAAAUGUAGAGUCUUAUAAAUGGAAAAUA
Molecule: messenger RNA, 2818 nt
Organism: Papaver somniferum (opium poppy)
Lineage: Eukaryota; Viridiplantae; Streptophyta; Magnoliopsida; Ranunculales; Papaveraceae
Product: protein NUCLEAR FUSION DEFECTIVE 4-like
Exons: 1
Coding region: 372-2168 (598 amino acids)
Biological process (GO): transmembrane transport
Cellular component (GO): membrane
Molecular function (GO): transmembrane transporter activity
Source: RefSeq, a predicted model, not a curated record